This is a messenger RNA of Ricinus communis (castor bean), 3532 nucleotides long. Its product is annotated as putative disease resistance protein At1g50180. The record is from RefSeq and is a predicted model, not a curated record. Gene Ontology annotation, molecular function: ADP binding. Lineage: Eukaryota; Viridiplantae; Streptophyta; Magnoliopsida; Malpighiales; Euphorbiaceae. The transcript is spliced from 2 exons. Bases 381 to 3377 code for a protein of 998 amino acids. Gene Ontology annotation, biological process: defense response to other organism.
UCUCUUUCCCACGCUUUUUUUUUAUUUUUAAUUUUUUGAACAGUUCUCAGCCAUGUUCAGAUUAUAAAAUCCCGUAAUCUGGACGGAAUCUUGACCGUCACGAGAUCUUAAACAAGCUGUAGCUUCUUGCUGACCAAUGGACGGUUUUGAUCUAACAGAGAAUAGGCCAAUAACAAAUAAGUGGAAGUCCCAACGUUAUUUUAUAUUGAUUUAAUAACAACAAAGAUUAGAGCAUUUCAGCAUCGUUCAUAUAAUGCAAUGCAACUAUGCAGGGUGAGAAAGGACCAAUAGGCUGUUUAGAAAAGCUUCGGUUCCCUUAGCUAAAGCUUCAAAAAGAGAAAAAUCCUCAUUGUUCAUUUCUGCUUUAGGAAGAAAAAAGAAUGGCAGAGGCAAUUGUUUCUUUAGCAAUUCAAAGAAUCAACGGCUUGCUUAUUCAAGAAGCAGUUUUCCUCAGCGGUGUGAAGGAGGAAGUUACGCGUCUGCAAGAAGAAUUAAAACGGAUACUGUGUUUCUUGAAAGAUGCAGACCGCAGGCAAGAUCAAGAUGAGCGCGUUCGUAACUGGGUAGCUGAGAUUAGAGGUGUUGCUUAUGAUGCUGAGGAUGUUAUAGAGACAUUUAUUCUUGAAGCUGCAACAGGUAGAGGAGAAGGAGCAAGUGGAAUCAUGAAGAGAUUUACCUCAAUUAUCAAGAAAGUUCCUCAUAUUCAUGAAAUUCGGAAUCAGAUCGAAUCUAUCCGCACCAAAAUUUGUGAUAUUUCUUCAAGCUUGCAGACUUAUGACAUCAAAUUUGUUGCUAAAAGAGAAUGGUCUAGUUCUGCUAGUGAAAUGCAACAGCGAUUGAGAAGAUCCUACCCACAUGAUGAGGACGAGCAUGUUAUCAGUUUUGAUGCAGUCAUAAGAGAUCUUAAGGCUCAGUUGAUGAUAGAAGAAGAGAGACUCCGAGUUGUUUCUAUAGUUGGAAUAGGAGGGCUGGGUAAAACCACUCUUGCCAAAAAAGUGUACAAUGACAAUCGUGUGAAGCAACAUUUCGACUGUUAUGCUUGGGCCUUCAUGUCUCAACAAUUCUCCGUAAGGGAUUUGCUGGUUAGAAUCCUGACAGAAGCUGCAGAUAAAUCAAAGUUGGAAAGUACGGAACAGGGAAAAGAAAUAAUGAAAGGGGAACAGCCUUUUGCAUCUAAGUUGGAGACAUUAAAAGAGGAAGAUAUGUUCAAAUCCAUGCUGGAAAGGAUGAAAGAGGAAGAUUUGGUUAAAAAGCUCUAUAAAGUGUUGGAGGAAAAGCGAUACUUGGUGGUUCUCGAUGAUAUUUGGAGUAAUGAAGCAUGGGACUGUCUGAAACGUGCUUUCCCAAAUGGGAAAAAGGGGAGCAAAGUUCUGCUCACCACUCGCAACAAGAAAAUUGCUUCUUCUGCUGAUCCAUGGAGCUCCCCUGUAGAACCACCAUUUCUGACAAGUAAUGAAGCUUGGGAACUUCUCAGGAGGAAAGCAUUUCCCAACCAUAUUGCCACUGAGAAUAACUGUCCUCCCGAGUUUGAGAAGCUAGGAAGGGAGAUGGUGAAAAAAUGUGGAGCAUUGCCUUUAGCGGUUGUCGUACUUGGAGGCUUAUUGGCAACGAAGAAGACAUUGAAGGAAUGGGAGAUAGUACAGAGGAGUGUUAAUGCUCAAUUCACCACGUUCCUGCAACAGCAUAAUCAGUAUGCAGAAGUGUAUGGCAUAUUAGCAUUGAGCUUCCAUGAUUUGCCCUUUCACCUGAAGCCAUGCUUUCUCUAUCUUUCCCAAUUUCCAGAGGAUUGGGAGUUUCAGAAGAGGUCACUAAUUCGAAUGUGGAUUGCUGAAGGCUUUGUAGCACAGCCAGAAGCAGAAACAGACAUAACCAUGGAAGAUAUAGCUGAACACUGUUUGGAAGAGCUUGUUAGUAGGUGCAUGGUUCAAGUGAGUGAAAGAGACCACACUGGAAUAGGUGUCAAGACUUUCCGUGUCCAUGAUCUCAUGCGAGAUAUGUGUAUAUCAAAGGCAAGAGAUGAGAAUUUCGCUGGAACCAUAGAGCAUCGAGACAGUUUUGCAACAAACACUUCUUCCCAUUUUCUCAAGUCAGCAGCAAGCAGAGCUAGAAGAAUUGCUAUUCACCCUCGCAUAUCGGGAGACAAUGCUGGUAAGCGGUUCUACGUACCCUUGGUCAAAGGUAGCGAUCCUCAUGUUCGUUCUCUUCACUACUUUGUUGAUCAAGGUAAAUAUAGAAUCACCAGGGGGCAAGAAAUUUAUAUUAUUAAGAAAUUUAAACUGCUCAGAGUCUUGAAUCUGAAAAAUAUAUAUCUAAGCAAGUAUCAUAUGCCCAGAGAAAUCGGUAAUUUGAUUCACCUGAGAUAUCUUGGUUUAAGCGAUACCGGAUUAUGGGUAACCACCAAGUGCAUGUUUUUGGUUUCCACAUCCUUACCAGCAUCCAUAGGUAACUUGAAGAGUUUAUACACCCUCGACGUACGAAAUAAUUCUUUGCAAAGUUUACCUGAUGUGCUGUGGAAAUUGGAAAAUUUAAGACAUGUGUUAGUAAAUCCUUGUUUUGAGGGGCGAUUGAGAUUGGAUACAUUAGCACACCUAGAGACUUUGAAGUGGAUGCGGGCUAAGAAUCUUAUUGCAAGAGAUGCAGUACUCAAAUUGACUAAUAUUCGGAAUUUAGGAGUGUAUUUCGAAGAGCCUGAGGAAGUAGAGAUUGUCCUGAAUUCCAUCAAUUUAGGCCGCCUUCGUUCAUUGAAGAUGUCCAUCUCAAAUGAAAAGUCAUUUCCAAGUUUGGAAUUACUUUCAGGAUGUAAUCAUCUCACCAAGCUAGAGCUACAGGGGCGCAUAUCAGAAGAUCCGAAAUCACUCCAUCACAACCUGGGGUCUCUGCCCGUAAGCCUAGUAAAGUUAAUUUUGUCCUGUUCUCACCUAAAGCAAGAUCCAAUGUGUUAUCUAGAGAAGUUGCCUAAUUUGAGGUUUCUGUCACUGGAUGAUGAAUUUUCAUGCAUGGGGUCUAAAAUGGUCUGCUCUGUCAAUGGGUUUCCUCAACUUGAGAUUCUUAUACUUGACAAAUUAAGAGAAUUAGAAUACUGGCAAAUAGAGGAAGGUUCAAUGAAAUGUCUCAAGAAUUUAUAUUUAAAGGAUCUAAGGAAGCUGAGGAUGAUUCCUACAGGAUUGAAGUUUGUCACUACCCUCCAAGAAUUGAAAGUCGCUGACAUGGCUGCAUUUGAAAAGAGGGUUCAAGUGAUAGAGGGAGUAGAAGGAGAUGAUUUUGACAAGGUGCGGCACAUACCCUCCGUCUCAGUCAGCUAUUCAUGGGGCCACAAGGUUGAGGAGCCAGAAUCUGAGGAGGACUCAGGAUUGGAAGAGGACCCAGAAUGCACUUGAUGGAGAAGUGAUCAUGUGUGCAUUUUGCAGUGAUAAACUUUGUUCAAAUUUGUCUGGGGUUUACCACAUUAUUACUGUCUGUAAUUUCCAACUUCUUGUUACUUAUCUUCUUGCCAUGCAAUUUAAUGCAAAUUCUUGCUAUUAUUUGAGUGCAA